CUGGGGGAUAAGAGGCUGGAGCAGCCCCUGAAGGAGAGACAGACAGGGACCUCGCAGCUCCACAGACACCCAGGAACCGCUCCUUCCCCUGGCACGGAGUCACCCCAGGUGUCCCUCGCAGGGUCCCGCUGGAAGCUGUGAAGGCCCAUCCCGGCCAGCGAUGCUGAUCCUGAGCUGUUCCUCCAAGCUGCGGCUGCUGGAGGGGAUGCUACGGCGGGACCUGCCUGACACGCUGCUGGUCUACGGCGCUGUGAUGCAUGUGAACCGCGGGAACCCGGCUGGCCAGGAGGUGCUGGUGGAUUCAUGGCCAGAGUUCAAAACAGUCCUGACCCGGCCACGCAGAGAAGUGGCGUGGGACCCAAGUGAUUAUUUCACCAACUUGUACACGGCCUUCUACCGGGACAAGGGCGCCUGCCGGGCCCUGCUGGAGAACAGCCGCGCCGUGGACUGGGGCCAGGCCUUCCAGAUACAGGGGCUGCAGGACGGGGUAUACGAGACAAUCAGGGACAUCGCCAGGACCAGGGGGCUUGAGAUGGAGACAUAUCUGUACCGGCCGCUGCUGCACCCAGACCCGCCCGCCAUGCCCCAGUACCGGCCUGACAAGGGGCUCAGGCUGGCCCCCGUGUCCCCCGCCCACGCCACGCUGCUCAGAGACACCUGGAUGUUUAGGGGGAAUAGCUUGAGCCUGCGGUACCUGUGCCUCCUGAUCCGCCACUUCCCCAAUGCCUGCCUGCUGGGCCCUGAGGGGACCCCCAUCUCCUGGUGCCUCACCGACCAGCUGGUUGCCCUGACGCACGGUUACACCCUCCCGGAGCAUCGCGGCCAGCAAUACAUGAGGUCUGUGGUGGGGACGCUGUCGGCACAGUUGCAUGCCCGCGGCUUUCCUGUUUACACCGGGGUGCUGCCCCACAACGAGCCUUCGUUGCACUCCCUGCAACGCCUCGGCUUCCGCAUCCUGCCUGGGGUGUUCUACCAGCUGAUGGUGAGGCCUGGGUUCACCCAGUCCCAGCCAGCCAGUGCCCUGGACUCGGCCCAGGACCCUGCGCCCAGCUCUGGGGAAUGGCCACACACACAUAGCACAUAGCAUGGGGGGAGGGGAGAGGAGGAGAAGGGGACAUGGCCUAGGGCCCUGCGCACAGCUCUGGGGGACAGCCAUGGUCUGCCAGCACGUAGCCCUCGGGGAGGGGAUGAGACAGGGACACAGCCCAGCCAUGCCCAGGGACCUUCCACCCCCGAGAAGGGGACACAUUGACCAGCCACCAGGGAGCUCAGCUGUCAGCCCUUGGGAAGCCAGGGCCUGGUGGAGGAGACUAGCUCAUGCUCCAUUAUUCCCUGGAGCAGGGCAGAGUCUCAGUAGGGGGCGCUCUCCCCGGCAGUCAGUGCUGGCCCCAAAGGGAGCAGGGUGAGGGCUCAGUAGGGGGCGCUCUCCCACUCCCUUCCCCAGGCAGUUUGUUGCUCGGCUGGGGCUGUGGUUGCGGUUGCGGGUUCCCUUUCCAGGACCUGUGCCUGGUCUUGCCAGAACUUUGGUGCAAGCUCCUUUGGAUUCCGACCACAGGUCCCAGCUGUGGCCCACCGCUUACCUCCCCUGUGGUGAUAGGGGGCAGGUGCUGGCCUUGCACGGUUGCUCCAGGACCAGCAGGCAGCUAGAAAGCCAGGCCAGGGCUUGUGUUGAUGAUGGUGCACUACACGUGGGAGGAGAGCAGCCAUAGGACCCCACCAUAGAGCCCUGCUGGGCCCAAACACAGGGAGGAGCAUCCGCUUUUUUCCCUUCCCCCCAGAAUGAACGUCCUCUGCCCUGGGCAGGGGACUUGGGACUGACCUGCCCCCUGCCAGCCCCAGUGCACAGGCUGCUCCUCCCCAUGUAGCAGACCCAGUGAGCCGUUGGGUUGGGGGGAGGGGACCCCACACACAGCAGACAUGGCAGGUUCUCCUCCCCCUUGCUGGUAGGUCAGUAGCCGUGUGGAGAGGGGGUGGGGCACUCCGGCUCCUUGCAGGCCCCAGGGACACCCAUCCCCUUCCUCUCAGGGGGUGGGACAAAAAGUGAAUUUUCUGUAAUAGUUUUGAUGCCCGCGUGCCUCAGUUUCCCACUGUACUAGUAAUGUCUGCCCAGUGGGUGCCAAAGAGUUAAAAAGCCUCUCCUGGGGCAGAGCAGGGCCAGGAGGGGGAGUGUCACAUGGCUGGGGGCAGAAACUGGGCGUUCAGGAUCAAAACCAGCCCAGAGCAACGGAGGCACCACAAAGAAGAGGAGUUGGCGUUCGGUGGGACUCAGGAGCUCCCGGCUAGGACUGAAAGAGAUGGAGACGGGAUCCAUGUUUGGCUCUUCAGCAACUUGGCUGGGUGGAGCCCUGGCCUUGUCUUCACCUUCACUUCUCUCUGCUGCCCAGGGACCUCCCAGGCCGGGUUCCAGGGGCCCAAUAAACCGUGUGCUAUGUGGAAAA
Messenger RNA from Malaclemys terrapin pileata, 2438 nucleotides. RefSeq names its product glycine N-acyltransferase-like protein 3. Bases 161 to 1084 code for a protein of 307 amino acids. Gene Ontology annotation, molecular function: glycine N-acyltransferase activity. NCBI's taxonomy places the organism in Eukaryota, Metazoa, Chordata, Testudines, Emydidae. The record is from RefSeq and is a predicted model, not a curated record. The transcript is spliced from 6 exons. Gene Ontology annotation, cellular component: mitochondrion.